AUGUGCUGUGAAACCUCUGAGAAAGAAGAUGGUAGCAGCAUGGUAGUAAUAAUUCAAACUCUAAAAAAUGAGAUCGAUCUAUUGAAGAAACUUAUCUUUGAAAAGGAUGAGAAAAACCGAAUUCAAUCAGAAAAUAUACAAUUGCUUAAACAAAAUAAUCAAUUACUUAAAGAGAACCUUGGUACCUCACAAAAUAAAGCCAAUAAAAAAGCAGAAAACUCCGCAGAUAAGACCCAUAUCCUGGCAACAAAAACUGCUGAAGCUGAUAAAAUUAAUUUAAAAUCUAAAAACGAAACACAACAAAAAGUAAAUAAUAUCCAGGGACCUUGUACUAGCAAGGACAGCAAGGUGAAUGACCAGUCAUCAAAACAAAAAGAUGAAUUAUUAGGAUAUCAGAAACAAAUAAUGGAUAAUUUAAUUAACAUUAAUGAUGAAUCAACAAAUAAUAAUGACGAUGGAUUUAUUGAAGUAAAUAAUAGGAAAAGUCGCUCUAAAAAGGAUGUAAGCUACAAAAAGAAAACCUUUGGUUUAAAUAAAACAGAAAAUUUUGGUGUUGAAAAAAAAGCAUGGAUAUAUUUAUACAGAAUAAAAAGACAUGUGACAGAAGAAAAAAUUUUGGGCUUUUUAAAAAACUCCCCAAAAUUUAAGGAUGCCGGAAUCACUGUUAAAGAACUGCCAACCUCUGAUUCCCAAAAUAAAUGUUUCAUGCUUAGUGCUGAUUUUAAUCUAAAGGAUGAGCUCUAUGACCCAAAUAAUUGGCCACAAAGCGUGGGAAUUAGACGAUUCGACUUUAAAAAAUAUCACUCAUAUCAACAAAGAAACAAACCAGCGGAUUUUUAA
Molecule: messenger RNA, 840 nt
Organism: Psylliodes chrysocephalus
Lineage: Eukaryota; Metazoa; Arthropoda; Insecta; Coleoptera; Chrysomelidae
Source: the annotation of a GenBank genome assembly